CAAAUAAAUUCCAGAUUGAGAUACAAUACAUCCACCAGCGCAAUGACCACCAUUCAUCAUCCCCUCUCAAGCCUAGGGCCACUCCACCCGCCUCAAGCCCCGACGACCACCCACCAAGCAUCGCUGGCCCAGCGCAUCCGCAUCGUCGUCCACGAUCCGCACGACCACGAAGCCCCAGCCAUCCUACACCAACCACGCAAUUACAAUGCACGAGAAGUGCACGGCGCCGCGGUCAUCCUGAUCAGCGGUGCCGGAGGCGGAGUCAGCGGCCCAUCAGGCAUCUAUCCCUCCCUAGCCGACAAGCUCACCACGCUUCUCUCCAUCCCGGUCAUCCGCCUAGACUACCGCGAGCCCGCGCGCACUCAAUACUGCACGGCCGACGUGAUCGCAGCCAUGGACUACCUCGGCCAGCAGUACCAGUCCAGGCGGUUCGUGGUCGUCGGCUGGUCAUUCGGCGGCAGUCCGUGUUUCACUGUGGCGGCGAAGGAGCCCGAGCGGGUGGUGGGUAUCGCCACCGUCGCCUCACAGACCGCGCUGACCUCGGGGAUCGCGAAGCUGAGUCCGCGGCCUUUGUUGCUUCUGCAUGGGACGGGCGAUACGGUUCUCUCGUCGCGGUGUUCGGAGGUGCUCUAUGGGCAGUAUGGGACUGAGGGGGUGCGAGAGCUGAAGACGUUUCCCGGCGAUGAUCAUGGGCUCAGUCAGAACGCGGAGGAGGCUGAGCGGUUGAUCCUCCUGUUUGCAGGACGGACAUUGGGGUUUGAGAAUAGGUUGGAAAUGGUCAGCCAGGAUGGACGGCGUCAAAGCUGGGCUGGAGGAUGGGAAGAGAGAUUACAGGCCAUGAAAGAGGGUCGGGACUUGGAGAACGGCGAGGCGGUGAAUUAUUAGAUGGCCACUAUGGAUGGCUUCGUGGAGAGAUGGACCAUGCGAGUCCUUGUGACUCUUUGUUUGAUAUGCGUGUCUUUCAUGGGAUUGAUGGUGGAAUACAUCCUCUCUGUGCACUCCUGGUUUCCUGCAUAGUUGAGCAAAUAGGAGAUGUCUCU
Molecule: messenger RNA, 1040 nt
Organism: Aspergillus homomorphus CBS 101889
Lineage: Eukaryota; Fungi; Ascomycota; Eurotiomycetes; Eurotiales; Aspergillaceae
Exons: 2
Coding region: 43-885 (280 amino acids)
Source: RefSeq, a predicted model, not a curated record